AUGUUAGAACAUUUAUCUACAGCCCCUUAUGAGCCUAAAAUUCUUUCAUGUUAAAAAUCUGAUUUCCUUUCAGCAACAGAACAUAGUUAACAAUGUUACAUUGCCUAACAAUAUUGCUAACAUGAUUUUCUAUACUUCAAUUAUAGUAUUUUAAGUUAUUGUUGGCUAAAUGGAUCAAUUAUGGUAAAAUAGAACAUUAACAUUUUUAGACAACUUUAAUGGUGUCUGGAUUUGUUGGUUAUUUGGUGUAUAAUGGAAUUAGUGAGAUUAUAAAAGAAUUUCUAAUACCAUCUUUAGAAGCAGUCAAAGUUAAAUUUGAUGUCUCAGAAAUUAUGGCAGGAGUGACUCUACUUGCAUUUGGAAAUGGAGCUGGUGAUGUAUUAACUGCAUUAGUAGCAUCAUCUUAUCCAGGAGGGAUUGAUUAUAAUAUUGGAGCAACGAUGGGAGCAGGAUUUGUAAAAAAUAGAUUGUUCAAUUUAUUUUUAGUUUUUAUGCAGUAUAGGUGUGUAUUUAAUAACGAAAACAUCGAAAUCUCAAAUUAAAAUGGAUCCUGUGCAUUUUUGGAGAAAUGUUGGAUUUCAAAUAAUCUCUAUUUUUGUAAUUAUGGUAUUUGGAGUUAUUGGUUAAAUCUCUUAUUUCUCUAGUAUAUCAUUAACUGUCUUAUAUUUGAUAUUAGUUUCACUAGUAUAUUAUUAAGAAAGAGAUAAAAUAUUGAAAAGUAGAAAAGAUAGUUUGGGUGAAAGAUUGUAGACUGUUCAUGAAGCAAAAUAUGAUUUAGAAAUUGCUUAAAAAUUUGAUGAUAUGAAAUUACUUUAUCUUUGGGAUAAGAAAUCUGAAUAAGAAUUAGCUGCUAAACCAGUUAAAUGGGCUACUCCACUUAUUAGAUUAAAUUAUGUAACAGGAGAUGCAAGAGUGAAGAUGUUAGCUAAAAAGUUUAGAUUUGCUGUUUAAUUAACAAUGGCUAAUAUUGAAACAUAAAGAUAAAAAUGGGAAAGAUUAUCAUUAUAUGAAAAAAUAAGGGCAAUAAUUAUUUAUCCUUUAAUACAAAUAUUUAAAUAUACAUUACCUGGACCAAAAGAAGAUUAAUUUGAUAAAAAUUAAGCAAUAAGUAAAUUUAAGAUAAUUAUUACUAUAGUAUUUCCAAUUCCAGGAUCAAUAUUUUUUGUUUCUGUUGUUUUUAGUUUCCCUCAUUGGUGGGUUUACUUUUUAGCAUUAUUAUUUGGAUUUGGAAUUUCUAUAUUUUUAAAUACUACUAUUCCAUCUUAAAAAACACCUCCAAAAUAUUUUUUCUAUCUUUAAUUAUACUGUAUAUUAGGUUCAUUAGUUUGGAUAUUCUUUUUAUCUGGUUUAUUAAUUGAUUUUCUUCAAUUUUGGGGGAUAAUAACAGAAUUAAAUAAAACAUAUUUAGGUUUUAGUUUAAUUGCCAUGGGAAAUGUACUUCCAGAUUGCAUCACCUUAGUUUCCUUAGCUGAAGAAGGUUAUGGUAAGAUAUAACCCUAUUUAUAGCAAUUAUGGCUUUAAAUGGAAUAUAUUGUAAAAAAUGAUUAAACUAUUUGUAGUUGGUCAAAUGUUUACAAACUUGAUUGGAUUUAGUGUAGCAUUCCUGAAACAAAACUUUGUAAAUAAUGGUCCAAUCAAAUUCAAUUUGUUUAGUAUAAUUGACAUUGAAUAAAAUGCUUUCAAAUUGAUGGUUAUUCUAGCAGCCUUUCUUAAUUUAUUAUUUACAUUAAUAAUGGCAGUCAGAAACCAUUAUAUCAUAUCAAAGUCCAUAGCCAAAUUACUAACUAUUUUUUAUUGUGUUUUUUUUACCCUAUCAUCAUCCUCAGCAUUCUAUCAUGCCUGGACUAAGAAAUGA
This is a messenger RNA of Paramecium pentaurelia, 1855 nucleotides long. NCBI's taxonomy places the organism in Eukaryota, Ciliophora, Oligohymenophorea, Peniculida, Parameciidae. The record is from the annotation of a GenBank genome assembly.